CCUUCCAGUCACUGGGUGCACCACCCUGUUGUUUUCCUUUCCCUCCCUGCGUUGCUCUGUGCGCCACUCCUCCCUCUCAGAUGAGCAGCACCUGCCUGUUGCACAUCGUAUCUAGAAAGCAGGAAGUUCUGCGCUUGGCUUGGGAAUGUGCACUGUUUUGUAUCGACUUUGUUUACUUUUCUAACGUGAUUUAAACAAUGGACGGGGGUCCUUAUUAAGCAUUAUGGCCUUAUCGAAUUGCUGUCUGAAUCAAGGGAACAGGCCAACAGCAUCAUAUGAGGAGGAACCAUGGAGAAUCUGUCACUGGUCGCUCGUAUCCAUUCAUUCAACCAUACUUUGGAACCGGACGAACCUGCAGAGGCGCUGGCAAACAGCACCAUCUCAGACUUCUGGGGUAAUACGGUGAAAAUUCAUCUUGUGGGAAUUCUUUUAGCCAUAACUGGAAACUUCCUAAUUAGUAUAUCAUUGAAUAUACAGAAAUGUACGCAUUUACGCCUGUCGCAACGUGGUAACCCAAAGCCAUAUUACAAGAGCAAAUUGUGGUGGUGUGGAAUUAUUCUGAUGGGAAUUGGUGAACUGGGCAACUUUGCAGCAUAUGGCUUUGCUCCAGCAACACUUGUGGCUCCCUUAGGAUGUGUAGCAGUCAUAGCCAGUGCAGUGAUUUCUGUGGUUUUCCUUAAGGAGGUAAUGCGGCCAUCAGAUGUGCUAGGUGCCACCUUAGCAACAGCUGGGACUUAUCUAUUGGUAACUUUUGCUCCUCGCGUUUCCCAGGAGGUCACAGCAGUGAAAGUACAAAAGUAUUUUGUUAGCUGGCAAUUCCUCAUAUAUCUGAUUUUAGAGAUCAUAAUAUUCUGUGUUCUGCUGUAUCUGUACAAGCGAAAAGGCAUGAAACACAUUGUUGUUCUGCUCAUGAUUGUAGCCCUGCUUGCUUCAAUGACUGUUAUUUCAGUAAAGGCUGUUUCGGGGAUGAUUACUGUUUCGGUAAAGGGUAACAUGCAGCUACAGUAUCCCAUUUUCUACGUCAUGCUCAUUAUAAUGAUAGCAUCUUGUGCCUUUCAAGUCAAGUUCUUAAAUCAAGCUAUGGAGUUAUACAAAGCAACUGAAGUUGUGCCAAUCAACUUUGUAUUCUUUACGGCUAGUGCAGUUAUUGCAGGAGUCAUAUUUUAUCAGGAGUUCCAUGGAGCAUCAUUGCUGAAUAUUUUCAUGUUUCUGUUUGGAUGUUCGCUGUCUUUCCUGGGUGUGUUCCUAAUUGCUAGAAACAGGGAAGAAGAGAAGCCAGAAGCCUCUUAUAUUGACUUUGGUCAGAUUCCUGGUAAGAAGCUGCUGAAUAAAAUACAGCCAGAUCCAGACAACAACUAUGGGACUCUUCAAAAUGAUGAGAAUUCAAGCAAUAAUGGACUUGUGGAGCAUGGCAAAGCUCAGCCUAGCUAGGAAGGCUUAACACAGGCAAACUAGACAAUCUAGAACUGCCACUUUCUCCCCAUAUGUUUUGUAUUGGCCCUUCACCAUGAGUGCAAUUCACAUCAGCCCAAUAUGUAAUUUGAUAUUUAUAGCAAACUGUCCUUCACCAAUCUGAUAAACUGGUAAAUUAUAAGUUGCAGUUUUCUACAGCGACUUGUGAAAUAUAAUAUCCUUCUAAACAGUAGGUGUGCAGUGAAAUGGAAGACACUUAUGUUACCUUAAGAAUGUCAAAAUGGUAGUUUGAAAAGUACUAGUGAGUCUUAAAUUAUCUGCUGUUUUCUUGUGUCUGAUCACUGCAUACUCCAUUCAUUUUAGACUUUUAUCAGCAGUUCAUCUUUCACAGAUUGGUAGCACUGACAAUUUCAUGAGUGCUUCCGUAGUAGAUUACAUUAGAAAGGUGACCACCUCUUUUGAGACUGCACAGACGAGGUCAGUUUAUGUACAAUAAUCUGAUAUUUUACUACUUGUCAUCCUUUAUUGUCUGUAUCUGCCCCACAUGCACAUUGAUGGCAUUUAUUUUGGCUACCUGAUGUGACUUGGUUACUGCAUCAGAAGUGAGGUAUCAUACGCCAGUUGCCUCAACAUCUUCAGUGCCUCUCUCCUUAGGUUUGGUAAAACAGUGUCAAUAGGGUCUAUGUCAGUUUGUCAACAGCCCAUAGAACUGAGCAGCUAAAGAUAGACCUGAAAAUAUUGAAAUUCACAGCACAAUAAGCAGUGAAGUGAACGAGAAAUCUAUUAUGUAAGAUUGCAGAAGAGUGGAGCUUGGGGAAUUGGCCCUUUCCCCACUGCAGCAUGAUCUUGAUGUAGCUUUAUAUGAUAGCUGGAGUGAGGGAUGUAGACACUUUGCCGCCCCCCCCCCCCAAAAAAAAAAAAAAACUGUUCUGCUUGUCUUUUGUUAUUUUGAUGUUGUGCAUGUCAGUAUUUUCAGCUUGAUUUUUAGCCAGUUGAUGUUUUGUGCUUUUGAUGAUAGGAACUAGAUCUAUGACAGUACUGUUAAAAAUGUUUGUGGUAGUGACCGAGUGGAAGGGCAAGGGCCAGCUGAGAGCCUUCAGGGAUUAAUCUGAUUUGACACUGCUGUGGCUGCUGACUUUACAAGGUGUCUGAGACUUAAAGCACAGUAUGGGCUGUCAGUCUAAAGAACAGGCUGUUGCUAUGCUGUAGCACAUGUAUGCCCCUUUGGGAAAGAGCAUUACUAUAAUACAAGUACUACGUAAAAGUAUUGUAAUAAAAGAAAACCUAUAUUCAUGAUAGACAACUGCUGAGUCUUGUGGAACCAGAAACAUGAGAAAGAAUAAUGAUUGAAGCACAAUGAUUUCAAACUUCAUCUCUUUUGUCCCUUAUUAUAAGAAGGUUGAGCAGUAAUGCCAGGACUGCUAUCUUCUCAUUACUGUAAAUGGAGUGCUGAGUACAAAUUAAGACAUUAUGUAUGGCAUUACUGCCAUGCCUGCAAACAGAAUGCAACACUCACCUUGCUGGUGUUCCAGAAAGACGGGACAGUUUUAUAAAUGUAAAUACUUUCUGACAGAGUGAUUAAUCUGAGAGUAGCUUUGAGAAUGCCAAAUUAUACACACGUUUGUCAAGGUUAGUCAUUUGCAUUAUGAAGUAAUCUGUAUAUAGUUGUGUGUGUGUGUCUGUCUGUCUACACACACAUUAAGAAAUGCAUAUUCCAACAACCUAUGAAGAUGAAUAAGUUUUCAUACAUGUACACAAGGCUCAGGUUGCUCUAGUAUUUCCCUUGAUGCAUAUGUGUUAAAAAGAUGUCUUAUUUUUUUUCAUGGGACAAACCAUUGAGAGGUUGUUCGUAGUCGAAUGACUCUCUUGUUGAGUUCUGUUUCAUUGAGCACUGUCUCAGGUAAUAGGAGUACAGUUCUCUGCAUAGGAAUCCAGAGUCCUUUGUGUAGAGUAACUUUUUCCCUAACUCAGAGUUUAUAUAUAUAUAUAUAUAUAUAUAUAUAUAUAUAUAUAUAUAUAUAUAUGUAUGUAUAUAUAUAUAUAUAUAUAUAUGUAUAUAUACAUACAUACAUACAAUGCGAGUGCAAUUUCUGUUUAUUGUGCUUUACUAUCUGUCAUGUAUUUUCUAACAAGUCAGGAUGGGGUGUCUUGACGUUGACUUUUUGACAGACUGGUUCUACCAAGUUCAAUGUACUCACAGUGUUAUCUCUCGAAAUAAAAGCCGACAUACGUAAAAUGAUGCAUGUCUUGCCAUACUACAUACCUUAUAGUAUGUAUGCAUGGAAACGUGGGCUGCUCGUACUUGGAUUUCACUGUUUACAUUUUUCUUGUGUAUGAAAUAGUAUAAUUACUUGAAAAAUAAUCUUAAAUGACCAAAAAUAUGCAAAACAUGUUUUUGUGUUAUUUCUUCAUCAUACAUUGGCCACUGACUUGGGCAUUUGCAAUGACCUUCUUAUUUCAUCUGUUUUUCUCUACAACUUGAAAAGCAGGGAGAUGCACAAAAAAUGUCAGAAGGGGGAAAAACAUCUGUCAUAGAUGCCUCCAUGAGUGUAAAACAUGAUGCUGUUGGUUGUGGAACAUAAUUUUUGCUGAGUGAUCUUUUUCAAUCAGUAUCACUCCUCAGCUUAGGCUGGGGUUAAUAGUGCAGUGUAUCACUAGUCACUUUUCUGGCUGACCAGACAAUAAGCAGUUUAAAUAUUUUUAAACAUAUUUGUGGGAUGGCUAGGCUUCUUAGCUCACUGUAAUGUACCUAGCAAUGACAGAACAAUAUUUGUUGUAUUGCAGCAUCAGUAGUGUGAAUUUCAACCCAUUGAAAAUUCCUGUGUGACAUACUGUAGGCAUUUUGACUUGAGUGUAAACUUCCAGGAUGGGAUGGAAUGUCAAUAAGAUCAUUUCAGAUCCUGUUGCACCUGCUUUGUGAUUUUGUUCCACAGUUUUCUGCAUUGUUUGCUUAUUUUGUGCCAUUUCAUUAUCUUUUUGGAUGGGACUGUAUGCCAUUUUAAGAGGAAAACCAUGAAUAUUGAAAAGAACUUGAGAGACUGUUAAAAGUCAUGUCACAAUCAGUAUGUCAUUGCUGCAUUUAUAGUGCUUGUUUUACACAGUUUAGCUGCUCCAUUUGUUUUCAGGUAUUCAUGGAUUUUGACAUGCUUUAUUUAUGUAAUAGUGUUUUUACACUGAGUAAUUUAAGUGAUAGCUUUUCAGAAUACAACAUGUGAUAGUGAAAGUACCUAAAUAUUACCUGCUGAAAAUAGUUACUUGCGUUGACAUCAGCAGCCAUAAAUAGAUAUGCUUGCUUCCACUUUUUAUCAUGCUUGUCAUAUCCACUGUGAAGGUAAAGCACCGCAAAGAUGUGGCAAACCUAGUUAAAAGGGAUCCUCGUGGAACUGUGUGUGCUUAUCAAAAUUUUAUCUGCUUGUACACCAAAAUAUGGAUACUGUAUCCUGUUCUCACUGGGUUACAAAACAAGUUUUAAAAACAUUUGUGAUGAAGUUGUGUUAAGUUAGCAGACAGCAAAUUAUGUCCAAUGUACACAUAUUAACGUGUCUACGGUAUCUGGAAACCAGUUAUACUGUGCAUCGUGGUCAAACUACAACUCUGGGAUUUUAUUGAUUAUUUCUACAUUUUGUGAAAUGAAGGUUUAAGUCCUGGAUAAACAUUUUAGAUAAACAUUUCAUUAAUACACUGCUGCACGUAAAACCUGAGGAAAAAAUAACUCCUUUUUCGUGUAAUGUAAUAUGCGGUUUACAGGGUGCUUCUAAUGUAUUGCUUUAUGUUAUAAAUUAUGUUUUGUUUUGUCCUCCAGUUAUAGCGACAGAUGUCAAAAGCCCAGAAUAAAACUGCUCAGUUAAUCCCUGCAGCCAACUCCUUCACAAAGAAUGUUGCUUUUAAAUGUAUUGCAUUUUGCAACCAUGGUUAUUGUUUAUGUACUGUGGCUGCUUAUAUAGUAAUUAAAUUAUAUCUUAAGCCAGAAUUUGUCUUUUUUGUUUCAAUAAUAAAAUCAAAACAUGAUUAUGUUA
This is a messenger RNA of Protopterus annectens (West African lungfish), 5429 nucleotides long. It is a transcript of the gene NIPAL2, whose product is annotated as NIPA like domain containing 2. Gene Ontology annotation, biological process: magnesium ion transport. Lineage: Eukaryota; Metazoa; Chordata; Ceratodontiformes; Protopteridae. Bases 289 to 1431 code for a protein of 380 amino acids. The transcript is spliced from 11 exons. Gene Ontology annotation, cellular component: membrane. The record is from RefSeq and is a predicted model, not a curated record. Gene Ontology annotation, molecular function: magnesium ion transmembrane transporter activity.